GAACACACCACAGGCUUGGGACUAUAGAUGGGGAUUAAAUGUCGGGGACAAUGAAUUUCAAAAGAAAGUACUAGGAUUCAAUCUAUUGUACCUGAUCCGAUGGUCUUCCUAGUUAAAGCACAUGACGCACCCGGAAUCAUCAUCACCACUCUUUUUCUCUGCGACAACUUCUCUUCCCACGCUUCCCCACCCACCACAAUUCCAUCAUGCGGAUCCGCUAUCCUUUUGCGGGCGCCUUCAUCUUCCUCUUAAUAUUGGCUGCCUAUAUCGGCCUGUUACCCCACAGUGCAUCCCCAAGCGUUCCAUCGCAACUACAACCCAAUGACAAGUUUCUCCAUGUCGUGACAUUCUUCUUGCUAUCUCUCAUCUUCUACUGGAUCCCCGAUACCACCCGCCGACGCACGCUGCAAUUGACCCUAAUCGUCUGCACCGUCGUCCUGGGAAUUGGCUCCGAGAUCGUCCAAGGAAUCCUCCCCAAUGGUCGUUCGUUCGACCCGUUUGACCUCCUCGCCAACAUCGUCGGCAGUCUCGGCGCAGUCGGCUUGUGCAGUUGGUACCACCGGCGGAUGCUAGACCGGCGGCGUAAAGCUCGCUUUGGAGCCCUUGGAGAUGGUGCCGACGACGAUGUUGAGCUGGGCGUCGGCCCGGGACAUGCUGAGACCGACCAUGACCAUGAGUGUUUAGGGCCUCAGGAAACAGGAGUCACGAAUCUGGAACGGGAGGUCGACAAUUGGGAUGAGAAUGCCGUCGAUAACUGGGACUCGGACGACGGCGCGGAUGAGCCUGCUGCUUUAACGGGGGAGGGCCCGAAAACUUCCCCUCCUGCCCUCCAAGGUGCCAAAGGAGAGGGGAAGAAACGAAAUGACUGAUUCGAUCCACAUCGGGGAUCUAAUCUAUUCGCCACAAAAUAUAACCUCAUCCCUCUGACGGAGGGAAAAGAAACUGAACGCCAUUGUUAUCUUACCAAUAUCACCCGCAUCACUAUUUUAUCCCUUCUCCCUCAUGGCUGACCUGUUCUACCCAAAUCACCCGUCACAUUUAACGUUGCCCUCUACACAAUAUCCUAAGCCUGAUUGCUAUGUUGCUUAGCUUGUUUGAUGACUGCUCUGCAGAAUAUAACCUUCUUUACGAUUUUAAACUCGACUACUCCGUUUUUGUGUAUUUGUUAUCCCUCUUCAUACACUACGGUCUGGCUUUCUGGCGUGUUCUUUUCAGGGACUUCCGGCGUUGUUAAUAAGGGGGGAAAGGUUUGCGCUCUCUAGCAUAUGAAGCAAAAU
This is a messenger RNA of Aspergillus alliaceus, 1277 nucleotides long. Its product is annotated as VanZ family protein. The transcript is spliced from 2 exons. Lineage: Eukaryota; Fungi; Ascomycota; Eurotiomycetes; Eurotiales; Aspergillaceae. The coding region runs from base 207 to 869 and encodes 220 amino acids. The record is from RefSeq and is a predicted model, not a curated record.